AUUUACAGACCGCCGCUCCGCUCCGUCUGGAUACAAGCGAACGCACCACGUCGCGAGUCACACGGACUAUCAUGGACCUCCACCGGACCAGUAUAUUGAACCAAAUGGAUUACAGUCGGGAGUCUAAAGAAGGGAAGGCGGCUCAGUCCACGGACGAGCGCCUGGACAGCGGUUUGGACUCGCUAAAAGAGGAGGAGUACCAGGCUGUAGCGGCCGAGAUCCUCCAGCUCCAGCUGGAAUGUGAGCCGCCGCAGCACAAACAGGCUGCCGCUGCGUGCGGAGAGCCGCUCGACUGGCAGACACACAUCACAGAGGAGGGAGACACGCUGCUCCACCUGGCCAUCAUCCACGAGGCCAAGGACUACAUCAAGACCAUGAUCGACCUGUCCAAGAACACAGACUUCCUCAACACACAAAACGACCUGAGACAGACUCCCCUCCACUUAGCUGUAAUAACAAACCAGCCAGAGGUGUGUCACGGUCUCCUGGUGUCUGGCUGCGACCCCACGCUGGUGGACAACAGCGGGGACACCCCCCUUCACAUCGCCUGCCUCCACGGCAACCUGCACUGCUUCAGCGUCAUCACACAGUACAGCCGGCCAGAGCAUCUACACACGGCAAUGGCUGCCUGCAACUACAACGGUCAGAACUGUCUCCACUUGGCUUCGAUUCAUGGUUUCCUCUCACUGGUGGAGAAAAUGGUGGACCUGGGAGCUGACAUUAAUGCAAAGGAGCAGCAUAACGGCCGUGGCGCUCUGCAUCUGGCUGUAGACCAACAGAACCUCUCUCUGGUCAAACUGCUGCUGCAUAAAGGAGCGGACCCCAACCUCCUCACGUCCGGAGGCCACACCCCCUACCACCUCACGUACGGCUACGACAACUGCGACAUCAGGAAAGAGCUGCACGCGCUGACAGACCCCAGCCUGAGGGAGCUGCCCGACAGCGAAUCGGAAGACAGCGAGGAAGAGGAGGACCAGGAGUCUGAUGAGGAGGUCGCUUAUGAUGACAUUCAGUGGAAUGGACAUUAGCAGGAAAUGAGAGAGCGAGGAAGUUACAGAGGGCAGCUGAGGAUGGCGGUGAAGGACAAAUGGCUCGGUUUAUCGCUCGCGCGGUGGCCUGCCAGGAAGGCGACGGAGAGGGCGGCUGCACGGCUGCCGCGGAAACGAGAUGCGCAGGCAGCUGCGAAGAAGAACUGAAUGGAGACCGACGGCCACAGGAGAGCAAACACGCAGUCGCGCGCCCGCACGUCAUCAAGAGAAGAGCGGAAGAGGACCGCUUGUGGACACUGCAAAUCAUCGUCAACAUCAUAAAAGAAAAGAAAAAAACAUCCACCCAUCCAUGCAGAUGUACCUGUAACGGCUCUGAUGUAUGAUAUUGUAAAUGCUGUGUAUACAAAGAUGUAUUUUUUAUGGAAGCUGUGAAUGUGUACAGUUGAGCAGGGUGUAUAUGUCAGACAGCGAACAGUUCCAGCACGCUCCAGUUAAAUUAAAACACUCAUAUUUAACAGUCGA
Messenger RNA from Mugil cephalus (flathead mullet), 1511 nucleotides. RefSeq names its product nuclear factor of kappa light polypeptide gene enhancer in B-cells inhibitor, alpha b (gene nfkbiab). The transcript has 6 exons. Gene Ontology annotation, molecular function: protein binding. NCBI's taxonomy places the organism in Eukaryota, Metazoa, Chordata, Actinopteri, Mugiliformes, Mugilidae. Bases 72 to 1028 code for a protein of 318 amino acids. The record is from RefSeq and is a predicted model, not a curated record.